AUGACGGUGCUUAUAUUGAAUCCUGAGGAAUUGAAGACCAGGUUCCCACAGCUGUCCGAAAGCGAUACGCUACGAGUUCGUCUCAUAGUGCAAACACUCAGGUUUGACUACGAGUCGAACCACAUAGCCAUCCGGUCAAUGCUGUGUGUGACUCCCAGUAGUGUUAAGGUGUGGCUCCACAACAUAGGAAAGUACGAUUCUCAGGUUGUUAAAAAGGGGACCGUCAUCGACGUGACCGGCUACUUCAACGGGGAAGAUGUCGACGCCAUCGAGAUCCUGGCGUUGAAUGGAAGCGAACUCACUCAAGAGAAUAUUUCGGUAUUACAGACCAUUAGCCAUCUCCCCUAA
Molecule: messenger RNA, 348 nt
Organism: Yamadazyma tenuis ATCC 10573
Lineage: Eukaryota; Fungi; Ascomycota; Pichiomycetes; Serinales; Debaryomycetaceae
Gene: TEN1
Product: Ten1p
Biological process (GO): telomere capping
Cellular component (GO): CST complex
Molecular function (GO): single-stranded telomeric DNA binding
Source: RefSeq, a predicted model, not a curated record